AUGGUAAUGCAUUGUUCUCUAUGUACUGUGGUGAGGACAGCGGCGCGGCCGUCGCCUCAAGACGCGACCCGCGACGAGCUCGCGCCUCAGGGCGAGGCGUGCUCGCACCCACCCCACACCUCAAGACCUCAUAAGCACAAGCACGCACACAAACUCGACUUCACCUUGGAUUUUUACUUCAGACAGUUUUGGACCGAUCCUCGGCUUGCAUAUAAGAAACGAGCAGGCGUCGAGACCCUGUCUGUUGGCUCAGAAUUUAUCCGCAACAUUUGGGUGCCGGAUACGUUCUUCGUGAACGAGAAACAGUCUUACUUCCACUCGGCCACCACUAGCAACGAGUUCAUCCGCAUACAUCAUUCGGGUUCCAUUACUCGCAGCAUCAGACUCACCAUCACGGCGUCGUGCCCCAUGAACCUGCAGUACUUCCCUAUGGACCGGCAGCUGUGCCACAUCGAGAUCGAGAGCUGCACAGGCUUCCGCUGUCGUGUCGCGCGCCACCAGCACCGACAGUCGUCGCGACCGCCGCAUACAGCACCCGCGCGGCCGAGCGCCGCCAGCGCACGCCGGACACUGAGACGUCGCACCGCGGGCGCGACGGGGCACCGCGACACCCACCACCCACUCCUCUCGCACGCUUCUCGCAUUCACGCACGUUCAUCACUCACCAUCGCACGUCGCCAUGGACCACCUCCCAGGCGGGCUCGCCGCUUUCCCAUGUUUAGCACGUUGCAUGCGCUCGUCGUAGUUCGUGUUGACCGCAACCCUCACCACCAUACACAUAGUCGCGCACCGUAG
Molecule: messenger RNA, 795 nt
Organism: Arctia plantaginis
Lineage: Eukaryota; Metazoa; Arthropoda; Insecta; Lepidoptera; Erebidae
Source: the annotation of a GenBank genome assembly